Molecule: messenger RNA, 1312 nt
Organism: Corylus avellana
Lineage: Eukaryota; Viridiplantae; Streptophyta; Magnoliopsida; Fagales; Betulaceae
Gene: G-TMT
Product: gamma-tocopherol methyltransferase
Biological process (GO): methylation
Molecular function (GO): S-adenosylmethionine-dependent methyltransferase activity
Source: RefSeq, a predicted model, not a curated record
CGCAGAGUACUGAAUGGGGACAUAAAGUGAAGGGUGGCAGAGAGACUCCAUGACCACGUCAGUAUUUCCCACGUGCCAGCUCCUCCACACAUGCCGCCCGAGGCCUCACUUACUCCAUCGCACGCCUGGUUCGACGACCAACAACAGGAGGCAGUUGACACUUGCGGUAACCGCGACGACACGAGCGAUGGAAGCAGAGCGGAAGAACGAUGGGGCGCUUAAGAAGGGCAUAGCGGAGUUCUACGACGAGUCUUCCGAGAUGUGGGAGGACAUCUGGGGCGACCACAUGCACCACGGCUUCUACGACCCGGAUUCCACGGUUUCGGUCUCGGAUCAUCGGGCCGCCCAGAUCCGCAUGAUCGAUGAGGCGCUCCGAUUCGCCGGGCUUUCGGAGGAUCCUACAAAAGGGCCUAAAAGCGUAGUUGAUGUUGGGUGUGGGAUAGGCGGUAGCUCCAGAUACUUGGCAAGAAAAUAUGAGGCCAAAUGCCAAGGUAUCACCCUUAGUCCUGUCCAGGCCCAAAGAGCUAAUGCUCUUGCUGCUGCCCAAGGACUAGCCGACAAGGCUUCCUUUCAAGUUGCAGACGCUUUGGAACAACCAUUUCCUGAUGGACAAUUUGAUCUGGUGUGGUCCAUGGAGAGCGGUGAACACAUGCCUGACAAAGCAAAGUUUGUUAAUGAGUUGGUUCGGGUUGCAGCCCCAGGAGCAACUAUAAUAAUAGUAACAUGGUGCCAUAGGGAUCUCGCUCCUUCUGAGGAAGCUUUGCAGCCGUGGGAGAAAGAGCUUCUGAACAAGAUAUGCAAAUCUUAUUAUCUUCCAGCAUGGUGUUCAACUGUUGAUUAUGUCAAAUUACUGGAGUCUCUUUCUCUCCAGGAUAUUAAGACAGCAGAUUGGUCACCGUAUGUCGCCCCAUUUUGGCCAGCAGUGAUACGGUCGGCAUUGACAUGGAAGGACAUGACAUCGCUGUUGCGAAGUGGACUAAAAAGCAUAAAAGGAGCUUUGGCAAUGCCAUUGAUGAUCCAAGGAUUUAAGAAGGACCUGAUUAAAUUUGCCAUCAUCACGUGUCAAAAGCCCGAAUAAGCUAGUGAGGAAGCAAGAUGCACGAGCAUGAAUAAGGUUUGCCACUGAUGAUGCUAUUACCUUUUUUUGUUCUCUCUCGUUUGUUGUUUUAAAGGGUAUCUUCUCUCUAUUUUGAAUUUCGUUAUGUACAUUUGAUGUAAUGGGAGAAAUGGCCACAAACAGGAGCAUGAGACCAGAAAAUCUCAGACAGAACAAUAUCCAGAGCCAAUAAAAUAAGUUUGCUGUCUUACUCUU